AUGGCUUCGCCCAGCGGCCAAUUCCAAACCCAUUUCUUUGCCCAAAGCAGCGGAAGCUUCAUGCCUCCCAUCGAAUCAUCUUGUUGGUUUCCUUACUCCUCUUAUUUCGUGUCUUUGUCAUCCAAGACUAACGCGAAUCUGAACCACGCGCUAACAUGUCUCCCAACAGAUCCCACACUGAUCAAUUCGGGCGCAUAUCCUGAGCCAACCUGGUCGGACAUGCAACCCAAUAAUUUCAACAACCCUGCCUCCCCAGCUGGCUCUGCCCACCACCUGGCUUACCCACACUUCUCACAGCCUGCCUCGCCAGCCUCAUCCCAGGCGCAAUGGGGUUAUCCUGCGCAAUUCCAGCAACCGAUGCACAAUGCGGGAUUUGUUCAGCAACCUUACGACAUGGGUCGCCGACCGUCGAUGCACUCGUUCUCCUCUGUCGCAUCCCGCGCCAGCCCCGAAUCGGAUCUGAAUGAGGACGGCGAGAAGCGACGAUGCCCCUUUCCGGACUGCGGCAAGGUAUUCAAGGAUCUGAAGGCGCAUAUGUUGACCCAUCAGUCCGAGAGGCCCGAGAAGUGCCCCAUCGCUAGUUGCGAGUACCACAUCAAGGGCUUCGCUCGCAAGUACGACAAAAACCGUCAUACCCUGACCCAUUACAAGGGCACUAUGGUCUGCAGCUUUUGCCCCGACACUGGCACCUCGGCUGAAAAGACCUUCAACCGAGCUGAUGUCUUCAAGCGCCACCUUACGUCUGUGCAUGGCGUAGAGCAGACUCCUCCUAACAGCCGAAAACGGAGCCCAACUGCAGCGCCGAAGAAGGUAGAUCCGUACCACCAAGAGAACAGUGGCAAAUGCUCCACUUGUCAGGUGAUCUUCAACAACGCUCAGGACUUUUACGAGCAUCUCGACGACUGUGUUCUCCGCAUGGUUCAGCAGGUGGAGCCCAGCGAAGAUAUCAACGCCUCGCAUCUGACAGCCAUUGGCAACGACAAGAAUGUCCAAGAGACGUUUGAUCGCCACAUGAUUCGGAUGGAAGACAACCCCACCAAUUUUGAAGGCGACGAAGAGGAAGAAGACGAGGAAGAUGAUGAGGAGGACGAGGAUGACACCUCCUACACUGGUCGAGGCACCAAGUCGGGCGUCAGGUCCAGCAAACCAGCAAACCGCGUGGUUCUCAAUGGUGCCAUCACUAAGAAGUCCCACAAAAAGGGUCUCACUUGGUCGCAAGGUGGCGUGGCACUGGUUGGCAAAGGCCGCAAGAAGAGAAAGGAUUAUCCUCCGGCGUGGGGCAUGAGCGCCGACAAGAUGCGCAUGAAGAGGCGGACAACUUGCAUUUUCGACGGUCCAAGAAGACUGGCGAAGGACGAGCUCAUGCUCAACAAUGAGUUUGAGGUUCGUCUACCUCUUCCUGGUGGCCAAGGCUACAUCACCGACCUGGACGUUGAGACUCUCAAGAGGGCCGAGGGAUUUCUCAAUGCUACAGAUGCCGAAAAGGGUCCCUGGGACUUUGAGGAGAUGGGUCAGCAACAGGUGGACCUGACUGAGCUGAUGCGACUGGGUCAAGACUGA
Messenger RNA from Cyphellophora europaea CBS 101466, 1560 nucleotides. RefSeq lists its product as uncharacterized. The transcript has a single exon. NCBI's taxonomy places the organism in Eukaryota, Fungi, Ascomycota, Eurotiomycetes, Chaetothyriales, Cyphellophoraceae. Gene Ontology annotation, biological process: regulation of transcription by RNA polymerase II. The coding region runs from base 1 to 1560 and encodes 519 amino acids. The record is from RefSeq and is a predicted model, not a curated record. Gene Ontology annotation, cellular component: nucleus.